This is a messenger RNA of Microdochium trichocladiopsis, 1137 nucleotides long. Its product is annotated as isocitrate dehydrogenase subunit 1 mitochondrial precursor. The coding region runs from base 1 to 1137 and encodes 378 amino acids. Gene Ontology annotation, cellular component: mitochondrion. Gene Ontology annotation, molecular function: magnesium ion binding; isocitrate dehydrogenase (NAD+) activity; NAD binding. NCBI's taxonomy places the organism in Eukaryota, Fungi, Ascomycota, Sordariomycetes, Xylariales, Microdochiaceae. Gene Ontology annotation, biological process: isocitrate metabolic process; tricarboxylic acid cycle. The transcript has 3 exons. The record is from RefSeq and is a predicted model, not a curated record.
AUGCUGUCCCGCAACUCCGCACGGGCUGCCCAGCGCCUGAGCACCGCCGCUUCCCAGCAGGCCACCCGCUCCUUUGCCACCGUCCAGUCCGACAUCUUCAAGCCCACAAAGUUUGGCAGCAAGUACACCGUCACCCUCAUCCCCGGUGACGGUAUCGGUGCCGAGGUCGCCGAGAGCGUCAAGACCAUCUUCAAGGCCGACAAUGUCCCCAUUGACUGGGAGCAGGUCGAUGUCUCCGGUGUCGAGAGCGGCCCUCCCGGCACCUCUGAGGGCGUCUUCCGCGAGUCCGUCGCCUCUCUCAAGCGCAACAAGCUCGGCCUCAAGGGUAUCCUGCACACCCCCGUCGACCGCUCCGGCCACCAGUCCUUCAACGUCGCCAUGCGCCAGGAGCUCGACAUCUACGCCUCCGUCUCCCUUGUCAAGAACAUCCCCGGCUACCAGACCCGCCACAAGGAUGUCGAUCUUUGCAUCAUCCGUGAGAACACCGAGGGUGAGUACUCGGGUCUCGAGCACCAGAGCGUCCCCGGCGUCGUCGAGUCCCUCAAGAUCAUCACCCGCGCCAAGUCGGAGCGCAUCGCCAAGUUCGCCUUUGCCUUUGCCCUGGCCAACAACCGCAAGAAGGUCACCUGCAUCCACAAGGCCAACAUCAUGAAGCUUGCCGACGGCCUCUUCCGCAACACCUUCAAGGAGACCGCCAAGGAGUACCCCACCCUCGAGAUCAACGACAUGAUUGUCGACAACGCCUCCAUGCAGUGUGUCUCGCGCCCCCAGCAGUUUGAUGUCAUGGUCAUGCCCAACCUCUACGGUGGCAUCCUGUCCAACAUCGCCGCCGCUCUCGUCGGUGGCCCUGGUGUCGUCCCCGGCUGCAACAUGGGCCGCGACGUCGCCGUUUUCGAGCCCGGCUGCCGUCACGUCGGUCUCGACAUCAAGGGCAAGGACCAGGCUAACCCCACUGCCCUGAUCCUCUCCGGAUCCAUGCUCCUCCGCCACCUUGGCCUCGACGACCACGCCAACCGCAUCUCUCAGGCCAUCUACGCCGUCAUCGCUGAGGGCAAGGUCCGUACCCGCGACAUGGGUGGCGAGUCCACCACCCACGAGUUCACCCGCGCCAUCCUCGACAAGAUGGAGACUUUGUAA